CAUCGCCAAAACACAAAAGCCAAACCACAACGAAGUAAGAAUAGAUUGAAGAGAAAGAAAGAACUGAAAAUGGCGCCGAGGGUCUCGAAACGAAAGGCGACGGAAGGGGACGAGGAGCAAGCCAAGCCUCAAGUUGUAGAGGCGGUGAAAAGAGUGACUAGAAGCAUGGCAAGUCAGCCGGUCGGCAAGGCUCAACCCAACAAGGAGAAACCAAAAGCAAAAGCAAAUGCGAAGGCUAAGACGAAGACGAAGCUGAGUCCUAAGAGUAAAAAAGAAUCUUUGGAGAAUGCUGCUGACACAGCCAAAGCUUCGUCUGAGGGGUUGACUGCUUCUGACGGCGGAUCCUGCAACAAGACUGUAGUAAUUGAACACUGCAAGCAAUGCAAUUCAUUCAAGACAAGGGCCUUUCAAGUCAAAAAUGGUUUGGAGAAAGGUGUUCCUGGCGUCAAAGUGUCGCUCAACCCUGAAAAGCCAAGAAGAGGAUGCUUUGAAAUACGAGAGGAAGGCGGAGAGACAUUCAUAAGUCUGUUGGACAUGAAGAGACCAUUUAAACCGAUGAAGGAUCUUGACAUGGAGGAGGUGAUCUCGGAUAUCAUCGAAAAGAUUAAAUGAAAGAGACCAAGGGUGUAUGAAGUUUGGAGCCCGUUGUAAUUGUUUUGCCUGAUUCACCAACAUGUGUUGGUGAAAACAAAACUUCAUUUUGUCUAUAUUCAUCUUAAUUUUGUUGAACAUUAAUGUAAUGCUGUGAAGUCAAGAAUGAUCUUAGACAUGGUUACAUUUGAUAGCAUUGGCAGGCUGUGCUUGUAGUCGUAGGCCAAACAACUUCAAGUCUCGCUUUUGUUAACUGUGUUGUUUUGAAGAAUUUAAAAUUGUGAUCUGAA
Molecule: messenger RNA, 881 nt
Organism: Hibiscus syriacus
Lineage: Eukaryota; Viridiplantae; Streptophyta; Magnoliopsida; Malvales; Malvaceae
Product: selenoprotein H-like
Exons: 4
Coding region: 70-612 (180 amino acids)
Cellular component (GO): Golgi apparatus
Source: RefSeq, a predicted model, not a curated record